Maylandia zebra (zebra mbuna) is the source of this 2546-nucleotide messenger RNA. It is a transcript of the gene thrab, whose product is annotated as thyroid hormone receptor alpha b. Gene Ontology annotation, cellular component: RNA polymerase II transcription regulator complex. Gene Ontology annotation, molecular function: RNA polymerase II cis-regulatory region sequence-specific DNA binding; nuclear receptor activity; zinc ion binding. Gene Ontology annotation, biological process: cell differentiation; positive regulation of transcription by RNA polymerase II; negative regulation of transcription by RNA polymerase II. The record is from RefSeq and is a predicted model, not a curated record. NCBI's taxonomy places the organism in Eukaryota, Metazoa, Chordata, Actinopteri, Cichliformes, Cichlidae.
UAUAUAUUAUUAUAUUUCCCCGGCUCUUACAUUGUUUCCUAUUACGUCCAUUCAUGACAUCUGAAUGUUCAUUGAGGUGAAUGACUCCCAGAUUCUCAGGGGGAGGGAGGGAAGGAUGAGGAGGAAACGGGGAUGGAGGGGGCCUCCGAGGGGGUGAUGAUGAAGUCAAUAAAUAAGGGCAAGUGAGGCGAGUCAAAGAAGAGGAUUGCGCCGCAUUUCACGCGACACGAACGUCCCGACAUGUGUCCGUGUGUACAGUGCGUGCUUUACAGUGGAAUUCCUGUAGAGAGCAGUAGAUAGUUUUAAUAAGUGCUUACACCGCCGAGCGCUGCCCUUACUGUACCGGGCAUAAGCGGAGGGAGGAGCGAGCGUGUAGUAUUUCUUUUUCGCUUCUUUCCCCCGAUGUCGUUGCAGCCCAUCCAAACGCUACUGGAAGGCAGCAAAAAGAGGAAACAAACGGCUUCAAUCCGCGCUGAAGCUUUGCAGGAAGGAGCACUGGGGGUUGUUGUCCGAGCGGGGAGAUAAUUUGACGGUACGAGGAGCAGCAGCUUGGCCGAGGAAUGGGCUCGGAGUGAGGGGACGGGGGAGCCAUCCAGCGCUUCUCUACUGCUACACUUGUGCAUGAACCCGGGGACUUUCUCACGCUUUAUUUCCGCCUCGUAUCCCAGCGGGAAGUUGUGUCCAAACCGCGUGGGGAGUAACUGAAGGUGAAGAGUCUGCGAAGACCUGUGUUGGGAUAAAAGCUGUAUUCAAAUCUAAAGAAAGGGCACUGAAGUGAAGGCAGCUGACAACCAAGAACGGAGGCAAGGCGGACUACACAACGCAAGAGGCCUGGGGAAAUCAUUAACUCCACGCUCGCGCAGUAUGACUGCCUGGAUCCCAGUCCUGCCACUGCGUUCCUGAGACUGUCAUCCACCUCCAGCCCUGGCCUCAAGGCCAGCUGAUAUACCCGAGGAACCUACAUCAUCUUUCAUAUUUUCCAGCAUCACCCUGAGCAACAACACACCGGGUGCACUCCUUUUGGAGAAACGCCCAAAACCCACCUUCCGAGGACACCAGGGACCGGCCCCUAGGGACUGGCCCCUGUUAUGUUUUGUUGACCGACUCGUCCCAACCGGCGAAUGACAAGUGUGCAUCCGAGGGUGGGGCUUGCCUCAGUCUCUCAUGAUUGGCUGCUGGAUGGAAUUAAGGUGAAUGGAACACAUGCCCAAGGAGCAGGACUCUAACCCAUCAGAGGGAGAAGAGAAACAGUGGCUCAAUGGCCCAAAAAGGAAGAGGAAGAACAGCCAAUGUUCGGUGAAGAGCAUGACUGGGUACAUUCCCAGCUACCUCGAAAAGGAUGAGCCAUGUGUGGUGUGUGGCGACAAGGCCACGGGUUACCACUACCGCUGCAUUACCUGCGAGGGCUGCAAGGGUUUUUUUCGUAGGACCAUUCAGAAGAACCUCCACCCGGCCUACUCCUGUAAGUACGAUGGUUGCUGCAUCAUCGACAAGAUCACCCGCAACCAGUGCCAGCUGUGCCGCUUCAAGAAGUGCAUUGCUGUGGGCAUGGCCAUGGACUUGGUACUGGAUGACUCAAAACGGGUGGCUAAACGGCGCCUGAUUGAGGAGAACAGGGAGCGGCGUAAGAAGGAGGAGAUGGUAAAAUCCCUCCAGACCCGUCCGGAGCCCACGGGGGCCGAGUGGGAGCUGAUCCGCUUGGUGACGGAAGCCCAUCGUCACACCAAUGCUCAGGGCGCACAGUGGAAGCAGAAGCGCAAAUUCCUGCCAGAGAAAAUCGGCCAGUCUCCAGUCGCUCCAACAUCAGACGGAGACAAGGUGGACCUGGAGGCCUUCAGCGAGUUCACCAAGAUCAUCACUCCCAUCACCCGUGUCGUUGACUUUGCCAAAAAACUGCCCAUGUUCUCUGAGCUGCCUUGUGAAGACCAGAUCAUCCUGUUGAAGGGCUGCUGCAUGGAGAUCAUGUCCUUGCGCGCAGCCAUGCGCUACGACCCGGAGAGCGAGACGCUGACGCUCAGUGGGGAGAUGGCUGUGAAGCGGGAGCAACUGAAGAACGGCGGGCUGGGCGUGGUGUCGGACGCCAUCUUUGAUUUGGGCAAGAGCCUGGCACAAUUCAACCUUGACGACACGGAAGUGGCGCUCUUGCAAGCCGUGCUUCUCAUGAGCUCAGAUCGCUCAGGCCUGACCUGUACGGAAAAGAUCGAGAAGUGCCAGGAGACGUACCUGCGGUUCGAGCACUACAUCAACUACCGCAAGCACAACAUUCCCCACUUCUGGCCGAAGCUUCUGAUGAAGGUGACGGACCUGCGGAUGAUCGGGGCGUGCCACGCCAGUCGCUUCCUUCACAUGAAGGUGGAAUGUCCCAACGAACUUCCCCCGCUCUUCUUAGAGGUCUUCGAGGACCAGGAGGUGUGAGGCACACUUGCCGGCACGCAAAGGGAAGAGAAAGUUGGAGCGAAACAGAAGAUGGGUUAGUCCAUCGUGCUUGUGGGGGAAGAAUGGAGGGAGAAUCCUCUCUGCAGGAAUCUGCAUUUCUCUGACAUCAC